UAUAUCUUGAGUUGUUUUGUAUUAUUGUUUCAACAGAAUGCACUUUGGAAUGUCAAAAUGGAGGAAGGUGUUACCGCCAGGGGAAUGAUCAGUUAUGUAUAUGUACACCAGAUUAUAUUGGAACCCACUGCGAAAAUAAAUAUACACACCCAAGCACGUGUCCCGUGCCUGAAUCCUCAAACGGAACAUGUAGUGUGAAAUGUAACAGUAAUGGCGAAUGUUCAGGAAACAGUGUCUGUUGCAGGGAGGGUUGUAGCACUAUAUGCCGGCAACCUAAGACGGUGUAUUGCAAGUUCGAAGACCAGCAGUACCGUGUCAAUGAGACUUACAGACCUGAGCCUUGCACUACAUGUGUAUGUCAUCAAUCCGGGAAGAUGGAGUGCGUUUCAAAGUUGUGUGCAAUGCCGAAGUGCGCUGGAGGAAGACAACCAGUAUCCAGACCUGACCAGUGCUGCUUAGUAUGUCCAGAGGUACCAAAGCCACGAAUUAAUUGUCCAUCACACGUGGUCCAUGUAAAUACCUCCUACUACACUAACAUGACAUUGUUAGAUGAUACCAAAACAUCUGUAGCUGCAUUCAAUCAUUUUGGUGUAAAUCUUCAGGUAAAUUACAGACCAGCUUUUGUUCACCAUUGUAAAUGUGACAGGCCGCUCGACCACGUGACAACUGUGGAGGCAUACGCGUCCGAUCACUAUGGCAACGUUGCUACAUGCUCGUUCCAAGUUGCCGUUAGAGAUAUUUAUGCUCCCGUGAUCUUCUCUUGUCCGGAAGAUGUUUAUGUUUUCGAAGACGAGGCUGUUAAAUGGCUCGAACCAAAUGCAGCUGAUAAUGUUGGAGUAGCUAGCAAGACUUAUACUAGUUUGAGGAACGGGACACGAUUUCCGGUCGGAGAUCACAGGAUAACGUGUAACAUACAUGACUUUGAUGGUAACAUGGCAUCUUGUAACUUCCGUGUCUCUGUUACCAGAAAAGACACACCUUUUGAUGAUAUGCCUAUAGGUUUAAGAGAGCGUUCAACUGGAGAGCCAGAAUUGAAGCUAAGCGCUAUUUUGCCUCCAAUUUUUGGUGCAAUUGUUCUGGUAGUCUUGGCUUUGCUGCUGCUGUUCCUAUGCAGACGAAAAUGUCUGCCAGUCAUCUCCAAGAAGAAACCGACAAAACACCCGAAGACGGAGAAUAUUUACGCACAACCGGAUGAUAUCUGGUCAACAAAGUCAUCUCUUAAAUCGAAGCGUUCGUCAGUGUCGACAUACUCCUCCUCCGUGUCAUCCAGAAGCUCUGCUGGGCGCGCUUUAGCGUUUCAUAGCAACGCGCAUGCGGUUCCUGGAGAUAUUGGUGUCAGACCACCACCAUACUCACCAUAUGUAGGUUACAGUCCACCGCCAUAUAGUGUUUCCGGUAGCGUGAAGGACGUCAUGUACAUGUCUAUGCCCGUUCCGGCAUACCAUAAUCCAGAUUAUGAAUCCCUGAGCGUCCAUAUGCCGAGUAAUUCCGGACGUUCCGUGAGGUCCGGUUCAAGGUCGAGUAAAGCGGGGUCAACGAAAUCGUCACGAAGUUCAAAAUCAGGAUCAGUAAAGUCGACAAAGUCAAGCUCAAGGGCUUAAGCACUUUGCCUUUUCGACAUUGAUUCCAAAAUGAACCCUUGGUACUAGUUUAUCGCGUUUGACUUUAAUAAAAGAAUUAAAAAGAAAAAUAUCGGUAAGAAAUAGAUUCAACUGAGGUAGACCUGUACAAAAUUGAGAAAUUAAUAUGACAUUUUAUUAAUCAGAUAUAUUGUAUUAUAGGCCUUAUUUACUCAAGAUAUAAGGUGCUGUCUUUUUUGUUGUUUUAUGUAUAUCUGAUUUCAACAGCUUAUAAGCUUACACAUGCAUAUGAAAGCUUUUUUAUGUAGAGUUUACUUUUGCCGGUACUAUGUUUUUUAUCUUAUAAUUGUGCAUAGAAUUCUUUAUUUAAACUUACAUGCUUGUGAUAUCUGACCAGACAAUAAAUUGUCGGUUGUACAAUUAAGCAUAUGGAAAAAAUGAUCUCAAAUCUUCUGAAGAAUUUACGGGACAGCUUUCCUACCUGAAAGACGGUCAGAUACAUGACACAAAGUUAGACUUUUGUUAGUAGCUCUGUAUUGUUAAACUAUGCGUUUGGGGGCGACCGUGGCCGAAUGGUUAAGGUCGUUGACCUCAAAAUACUUUGCCCUCACCGCUAUGGGUUCGAAUCCUGAUAGAAAUCCUAUGAUUAUGAACGUCAGUGGAUCUACUCAGGUGCCCGUUUGUGCCUGAAGUAAUGCAAGGAAGGUGCACCAAAGGUUCUUCCUGCACCUGUAAAGCUCGAAAGUCGCCAUAUGACCAAUACUGUGUUGGUGCAACAUAAAUACCUACCAACCAAACGUUUAGACUAAAAUGUUUGCUCUAAUGAGGUAAGGAAUUGUCAAAAACACCUAGCUAACUGCUGGUCAGUAAUCAUUUGUAUGUACACGAAAUGUAGUUUAUAUACAAUGUACAAAACCUAUCGCGUUUUAUCUGCUAAAUUUUGUGUCAUGGUGUAUUUGCAAAUCCUUAUCUGUAUUAUAUCUUCGUUUUGUACAUAUUGAUUCGAUGCAUUCCACUUUGAACUUUUUGAAAUUGAUGUUUUUUUGUCAAUAUUGUAAUAAAGUUUUAUACCUGUAAUUUUUUUGGUGGCAAACAUUUUUGAAGAUGUAUUGAACUGUGUUAUUAAAGCCUUCUGCAACAAUAAUGUAAACAAAAAAGUUACAUUUGCUUAAUGAUCUGUUAGGCUUAUAUCUUUAUAUAAUAUUCAUAAGUGUGCUAUUUUAACGUAUAUCUUGUUAUCUUGUUGCUGUUCAUAUAUUUUCUGUAUAAACUUGUACAUGUUGUUAUUUGUGUUGCUGCAAUCAAAAUGUAUCUAGAAAUAAAACACAAAUCUGUGA
Molecule: messenger RNA, 2917 nt
Organism: Ruditapes philippinarum (Manila clam)
Lineage: Eukaryota; Metazoa; Mollusca; Bivalvia; Venerida; Veneridae
Exons: 8
Coding region: 375-1601 (408 amino acids)
Source: RefSeq, a predicted model, not a curated record